Molecule: messenger RNA, 2868 nt
Organism: Catharus ustulatus (Swainson's thrush)
Lineage: Eukaryota; Metazoa; Chordata; Aves; Passeriformes; Turdidae
Gene: GRIK5
Product: glutamate ionotropic receptor kainate type subunit 5
Exons: 19
Coding region: 1-2853 (950 amino acids)
Biological process (GO): monoatomic ion transport; modulation of chemical synaptic transmission; synaptic transmission, glutamatergic
Cellular component (GO): plasma membrane; postsynaptic membrane; kainate selective glutamate receptor complex
Molecular function (GO): transmitter-gated monoatomic ion channel activity involved in regulation of postsynaptic membrane potential; kainate selective glutamate receptor activity
Source: RefSeq, a predicted model, not a curated record
AUGGCCGCCAUCCUGGACGAGCGCGGGGGCUGCGGCCGCGGCGAGCGCCUGGCGCUGGCGCUGGCCCGGGAGCGCGUCAAUGGCCCGGGGGGGGGGCGCCCCCCGGCCCGGCUCGAGGUGGAGGUGUUCGAGUUGUCCCGGGACAACCAGUACGAGACCACCGACACCAUGUGUCAGAUCCUGCCCAAGGGCGUGGUCUCGGUGCUGGGUCCGGCCGCCAGUCCGGCCGCUGCGGCCACGGUCAGUCACAUCUGCGGGGAGAAGGAGAUCCCGCACAUCCGGGUGGGCCCCGAGGACGCCCCCCGCCCGCCCCUGCUCCGCCUGGCCUCGCUCAGCCUCUACCCCAGCAACGAGGACGUGAGCCAGGCCCUGGGGGGGCUCCUGCGCAGCCUCCGCGCCCCCCCGGCCUCGCUCAUCUGCGCUCAGGCCGAGUGCCUGCUCAGGCUGGAGGAGCUGGUCCGGCAGUUCCUCAUCUCCCGGGAGUCGCUCUCCGUGCGCGUCCUGGACGCCGAGCAGGACCCGACGCCGCUGCUCAAGGAGAUCCGCGACGACAAAGUGCCCACGAUCAUCAUCGACGGCAGCGCGGCCACGGCCGGGCUCGUGCUGGCCAAGGCCUCGGAGCUCGGGAUGACGUCGACGUUCUACAAAUACAUCCUGACCACCAUGGACUUCCCCCUGCUGCGGCUGGACGCGCUGCCGGCCGCUCCGGCCACCGUCCUGGGCUUCUCCAUGUUCAACACGAGCCACGGCUUCUACCCCGAGUUCGUGCGGAGCCUCAACAUGUCCUGGCGGGAGAGCUGCGAGCUGGGGCCCUACCCCGGCCCCGCGCUCUCGGCCGCGCUGCUCUUCGACGCCGUGCACGUGGUGGUCGGGGCCGUGCGGGAGCUGAACCGGAGCCAGGAGAUCGGCGGGAGGGCGCUGGGCUGCGCCGCGCCCGGGAUCUGGCCCCACGGCACCAGCCUCAUGAACUACCUGAGGAUGGUGGAGUACGACGGGCUGACCGGACGCGUGGAGUUCAACAGCAAAGGGCAGCGAACGAAUUACAGCCUGAGGGUGCUGGAGAAGGGCCGGGAUGGACACCGCGAGGUCGGGGUGUGGUUCUCCAACCGGACACUCGCCAUGGACGAGGCCACGCUGGCCCUGAACGCCUCGGACAGCCUGGCCAACAAAACGCUCAUCAUCACCACCAUACUGGAGAACCCGUACGUGAUGCGGGUGUCCGGCGCGUCCGGGCCGGACCGGUUCGAGGGGUUUUGCGUGGACAUGCUGCGCGAGCUGGCCGCGCUGCUCAAGUUCCGCUUCCACAUCAAGCUGGUGGAGGACGGGCUGUACGGAGCGCCCGAGCCCAACGGCUCCUGGACCGGCAUGGUGGGCGAGCUCAUCAACCGGAAGGCCGACCUGGCGGUGGCCGCGUUCACCAUCACGGCCGAGCGCGAGAAGGUGAUCGACUUCUCCAAGCCCUUCAUGACCCUGGGCAUCAGCAUCCUCUACCGCGUCCACCUGGGCCGCAAGCCGGGGUAUUUCUCCUUCCUAGACCCCUUCUCCCCGGCCGUGUGGCUCUUCAUGCUCCUGGCGUACCUGGCCGUGAGCUGCGUGCUCUUCCUGGCCGCCAGGCUGAGCCCGUACGAGUGGUACAACCCCCACCCGUGCCUGCGGGAGCGGCCGGGGCUGGUGGAGAACCAGUACACGCUGGGGAACAGCCUCUGGUUCCCGGUCGGGGGAUUCCUGCAGCAGGGGGCCGAGGUCCUGCCCCGCGCGCUGUCCACGCGCUGCGUCAGCGGCGUCUGGUGGGCGUUCACCCUCAUCAUCAUCUCGUCGUACACGGCGAACCUGGCGGCGUUCCUGACCGUGCAGCGCAUGGAGGUGCCGGUGGAGUCGGCCGACGACCUCGCCGACCAGACCAACAUCGAGUACGGCACCAUCCACGCCGGCUCCACCAUGACCUUCUUCCAGAACUCGCGCUACCAGACCUACCAGCGGAUGUGGAACUACAUGCACUCCAAGCAGCCCAGCGUCUUCGUCAAGAGCACCGAGGAGGGCAUCGCGCGCGUCCUCAACUCCAAGUACGCCUUCCUGCUCGAGUCCACCAUGAACGAGUACCACCGGCGCCACAACUGCAACCUGACGCAGAUCGGCGGGCUGCUGGACACCAAGGGCUACGGCAUCGGCAUGCCGCUGGGGUCGCCGUUCCGCGACGAGAUCACGCUGGCGAUCCUGCAGCUGCAGGAGAACAACCGGCUGGAGAUCCUCAAGAGGAAGUGGUGGGAAGGGGGGCACUGCCCCAAGGAGGAGGAUCACCGCGCCAAAGGGCUGGGCAUGGAGAACAUCGGCGGCAUCUUCGUGGUGCUGGUGUGCGGGCUGCUCGUGGCCAUCCUGGUGGCCGUCAUGGAGUUCGUGUGGUCGACGCGGCGCGCCGCCGACACCCAGGAGCUGUCUCUCUGCUCGGAGAUGCUCCGCGAGCUCGGCCGCGCCGUCUCCUGCAGCCGCCGCCCCCGCGCGCGCCGCCGGCGCCGCCCCCCCCGCGGGGCCCCUCCCCCCCCGCACCCCCACCCCCACCCCCUGCCCCACCCCCCCCUGCGCGAGAUGCGCUUCAGCAACGGCAAGCUCUACUCGGGGGGGGGAGGGGCUCACCUGGAGGCGGCGGGGGGGGGAGGGGCGGCCCCCCCCGCCCCUCCCCCGCCCUGCGCGCACGUGCGCGUCUGCCCCGAGUGCCGCCGCAUCCAAGCGCUGCGCGCCACCCCUCCCCCACCCUCCCGGACCGCGGGGGGCGGGGCCGCCCCUCCCCCUCCCCCACCCGCGACCCCGCAGCCCCUCCCCCCACCGGCGGAGGGCGGGGCGAGGACGGCGGAGUGACCCCGCCCCUCCCCC